Molecule: messenger RNA, 2393 nt
Organism: Rhododendron vialii
Lineage: Eukaryota; Viridiplantae; Streptophyta; Magnoliopsida; Ericales; Ericaceae
Product: probable aquaporin NIP5-1
Exons: 4
Coding region: 1180-2076 (298 amino acids)
Biological process (GO): transmembrane transport
Cellular component (GO): membrane
Molecular function (GO): channel activity
Source: RefSeq, a predicted model, not a curated record
UAAGUUCAAUGACUUUAAAUAAAAAAGAACACGCUGGAUCUGGGUGCAUGCAAUAGUGUGUUUUUUAAAGUCAAGCAGCUUGAUAUCAAUGCAUGCGUUGGCGGUGAUGACUGACCGUGACAAUUGCCCAUUACUAGUUUUCACAGGUAUAAAAUCAAUGAUCUGAAUUGAUAUCAAUUUUGAAAAGUAAAUUUGAUUGUCGAAAUGAACUGCUUAUGUGAAUAAAUUACAAAGUUGCAUUGAUUAGCUGUGAAGAAGAUGAACAUUGAGGGGGAUGGUCAUUGACUUUCUCUCUCUCCUGUUACUCUGUCGGUCAGGGCCCCCCUUUUCUCUCUCUCUCUCUCUCUCUCUCUCUCUCUCUGUAUUUAUAAAUGAGCAUGCUCUAGGCACUGUCUGAAGUUCUGAACCUACCUCUUACGAAUCCUUGUUUAAUUUCAUCUUCUGCGAAACAAUCCCACCCCCUUUAUUUCGUCUCUUCUUCUCGGCAUUACAGAAUCGUUCCAGCUCUUUUCCUCCGAUCGACUUAGGCUACCGGGUAUUUCUUUUUUGUGCUCAUUGUUUUCCUUUUUUGCAUUUGUACUUCUGUUUUCCCUUGAUGGAAUCUUAUUAAUAUAUAGCACCUUUGAUCAGUAUUCUCUAACUGGAUCCAUCAAUCAUCUCUGUUCCUUGAACAUACAUUUAUAAAAACACUUUUGAACAUGUAAAUUUGCCUGUCCCCUGAUUCUUUAUCCCACCCCUAAAAAAAAAAAAAAAAAAAGGGUAAUCUUCAAACAGUAAGUUCUAUGAAAAGAACCAGGACUAUCUUUCUCUCAUUGUAGCUGGCUAUCUUCAUUUUUCUUGCUCCUUAGCCCUACAUUCAUAAAAACCCUGAUAAACAUGUAAUCUUGGUCCACUUCUUUUCUCCUAUAACCAAAACAAAAAAAAACAAAAAAAGGGAGAUAAUAUCAAAUUUUCUAUAUGCCAUCAUAAAUAUUCAUCUUUUUAUUCUUAGCAUUUUCAUUCUGGAAAAGAUUGAAACGUAGCGAGAACCUUUAUAAAAAAACUGCCAAAUUAUGUAAAAUCCGUCGCGUAGUUUGCAUCCAAUCUCCCCCUAACUCCCAAAAAACACAAAAAAACAAAAAAAAAACAAGAAACAAAAAAGAAGAAGGUAGGUAGCCCUCAAAGCCAAGCCUAGAAGAUAUGCCGGAAUCAGAAGUUGGAACACCAACGGUGUCGGCGCCGGCAACACCGGGGACGCCAGGUGCGCCGUUAUUUACGUCACUCCGAGUCGACUCAAUGUCCUACGAUAGAAAGUCAAUGCCCCGAUGCAAGUGCUUGCCCGUUGACGCUGCAACGUGGGGUGCACCUCACACGUGCCUGGCAGGUCUUCCUUCACCAGACGUUUCCCUCACCCGCAAGCUGGGAGCUGAGUUCGUGGGGACCUUCAUACUGAUAUUUGCAGCGACAGCCGGCCCAAUCGUGAACCAGAAAUAUAAUGGAGUGGAGUCGUUGAUAGGGAACGCAUUAUGUGCUGGGCUGGCAGUGAUGAUCGUGAUUCUGUCUACGGGUCACAUUUCUGGCGCUCACUUGAACCCCUCACUCACCAUUGCGUUUGCAGCGCUCCGUCACUUCCCAUGGGUCCAAGUGCCAGCCUACAUAGCAGCGCAGGUUUCGGCAUCUAUAUGUGCUUCUUUUGCUCUAAAAGGUGCUUUCCACCCUUUCAUGUCUGGUGGUGUCACUGUUCCUCAUGUAAGCAAUGGCCAGGCUUUCGUGCUUGAAUUCCUCAUAACCUUCAAUCUUCUGUUUGUUGUUACUGCUGUUGCCACCGACACCCGUGCGGUUGGCGAGUUAGCAGGAAUAGCAGUCGGAGCUACAGUGAUGCUUAACAUUCUAGUAGCCGGGCCUUCCAGUGGUGGUUCAAUGAAUCCGGUGAGGACAUUGGGGCCAGCAAUUGCAGCAGGGAAUUACAAAUCAAUAUGGAUAUACAUGGUGGCACCCACACUCGGGGCCCUUGGAGGCGCAGGUGUCUACACACUAGUGAAGUUGGGAGCGGUCGAGGGUGAAACCCCACGCCCAGUCAGGAGCUUCCGCCGCUAAGGACGCAACACGACUUCUCUUCCUCUCUCUCUCCGCGUGUGUUUGUGUGCAACAAGGGCCUUGCUCUACCCUUACUAUCACUAUUACUAUCAUGCUGGAACUUUAUUAUCAGUAAGUAUUUGCCAUCGAGACUUUUCUUCCAUAAUAAUGGCGCGUGUGAUUGUAAGCUUAUAAUUAUACUUGGAAAAUAAAUGCGGAGGACUAUUUGUAUGAUGUGAACGAAAGUCCACGCCGUGUGUUAGGUAUAAACAAUUUGUUCUACCGCUACUCUGGAAACGGACGAUUUUGUGACGUCAUAUGAACGUUUGUGUUGAUCA